This is a messenger RNA of Camelina sativa (false flax), 1616 nucleotides long. RefSeq names its product dihydroflavonol 4-reductase-like. The record is from RefSeq and is a predicted model, not a curated record. Gene Ontology annotation, molecular function: dihydroflavanol 4-reductase activity. Lineage: Eukaryota; Viridiplantae; Streptophyta; Magnoliopsida; Brassicales; Brassicaceae. Gene Ontology annotation, biological process: anthocyanin-containing compound biosynthetic process.
AUCGGUCAACUAAAAAAUACACACCGAUGGAAAUAAUAAAUCAACUUGCCAGAUUGUGACGUACCAUACACAUCUCUGUAGUCUUUUGCCAACCAACGUUCCUCACGUGCUCCGCCGGUUGGUAAUCACGUGUCCGGCAGCUUCUUAGUUCCUACAAUCUGUUUUCUUCAACAAACGAUUCUUGAUCUCUAGUGUCUUAUUUAUAAUGUCUUCGUAGCACAUAGAAUUGUACCAAAACCUACAUAGAAAAAUCUUUGCCUAAAGCACAAUCCAUCUUUGUGACACAAACAAAAUGGUAAGUCAGAGAGAGACCGUGUGUGUGACCGGCGCUUCAGGAUUCAUUGGUUCAUGGCUAGUGAUGCGAUUACUAGAACGUGGUUACUUUGUUCGUGCCACUGUUCGCGAUCCUGGGAAUUUGAAGAAGGUGAAACAUCUCCUUGACUUGCCAAACGCCAAGUCGAAACUCACUUUAUGGAUGGCCGAUUUGUCUGACGAAGGAAGCUACGAUGACGCCAUAAAAGGAUGCGACGGUGUUUUCCACGUGGCAACUCCCAUGGAUUUUGAGUCAAAAGACCCUGAGAACGAAGUGAUAAAACCGACAGUGAAUGGAAUGUUGGGGAUAUUGAAAGCAUGUGUCGAGGCAAAGACUGUACGAAGAUUCGUAUUUACUUCAUCUGCGGGAACUGUUAACGUCGAAGAAAAUCAGAAGAGUGUCUAUGAUGAACAAGAUUGGAGUGAUCUUGAGUUUAUCAUGUCCAAGAAGAUGACAGGAUGGAUGUAUUUCGUGUCGAAAACAUUAGCGGAGAAAGCAGCGUGGGAUUACGCCGAGGAAAAAGGAUUAGAUUUCAUUAGUAUUAUUCCAACAUUGGUGGUCGGUCCAUUCAUCACAACAUCUAUGCCGCCUAGCCUCAUCACCGCGCUCUCUCCUAUCACUCGGAACGAGGCACAUUACUCGAUCAUUAAACAAGGACAGUAUAUGCAUUUGGACGAUCUAUGUAAUGCUCAUAUCUUCUUGUACGAAAAAACUGCUGCCAAGGGACGUUAUGUUUGUUCCUCUCACGAUGCCACCAUUCUUACUAUGUCCAAAUUUCUCAGGCAAAAAUACCCCGAAUACAACGUACCUUCAACGUUUGAAGGUGUUGAUGAGAAUCUAAAGGGCAUUGUGUUCAGUUCCAAGAAGCUGACUGAGGUGGGGUUUAACUUCAAGUAUAGUCUCGAGGAAAUGUUUGUUGAAUCUAUCGAGACAUGUCGACAAAAGGGGUUUCUCCCGGUUUCUAUGAACAAAGUUCCGAGUAAGGAUGACAAUAUUGAGCUCAAAACAGGAAUUGGACUAACCGAUGGUAUGAUGUCAUGUAACAAGACAGAACCAGGGGUAACCAGCGAGAGAAACGAUGCUCCCAUGCAAGGACAACAGAUGUGUGCUUAGAAAAUUCAACCGUUAUUAUAUUAUUAUAUUGUCAUAUCGAUUUACGAUUGGAGGUAUGAUUUGGGUUUGUCUUUACGUUACUAAUCAUAAUUUAUCAUUGGCGAGUGAUAUGAACUGAUUUUUAAUGUAUGUGUGAUCGUGUGUGAGUGUAACGGUAUAUGAAUGAACCUAUUUACGUAUUUUUAAGAGU